UAUUUCAAUAUGGCGGAAGUUUUUGGUUGAACGCAUUAACAAUUUUUACAAUUUUUAUUAACACUUUAAUUAAUUAAUUAAUAUUAUUGUCGUAAGCGAAAAGCCCCUGUGUUCACGUCUCUCAAGAAAAAAAUAUUCUCGCAAAUGCACGGCAAUCGAUGGAAAAUGUUGUGUUCAAACUGUCGUCGUGAUAUCGUGGUGGUCAUCUAAAUCGUUCGUCUAAAAGCAGACAGAAAAAUAUAAAAAAUAAUAAUAAUAUUGCUCAAGGAACAACAAAUGUUUCUUCGAGUGCUUUUGCACUAAAAAAUCGGUCGGUCGAAAUAAAAGUCGCACAGUUUUUUUUUCUUUUUUGAAAGCCAAACGCAUUGGCAUUAUUUUGGAAUUAAGGCGUGAAUUGUUUGCAAAAGAAAUUGAACCAAGUGGAAAAAAUCGUUGGCUGUGUGAGGCUGGCUGGCUGGUGUAUGUGAAUGUUGUGCAUGUGAGAAGAGGAGAAAAAAAUGCAAUAAUUAUAGUGCAAAAGAGAAUUACGACAACAAAAAAUGAAGAAAUAAUACUAAUAAUAUUUCAAUAUGCAUUUAAUAAAGUUCAUCUCCCAGAUAUUUGUCCAUAUCAACAAAAUCCAGUAGCAUAAAAAGUAGGCAAUAAAAAAAAUCGCUAACAACAACAAAAAUAUGGAAUCGAAUGGAAACUAAUGGGCCAACGUGAAGAGAAUUGUUUAUAAAAAUGUUUAAAUUCAACUCGUCAUAAUAUCUAUUAUUAGUUUGGUGUAUAAAUUUGUAUUAUUUUGUUUUUAAAUUAUGAAUAAAUUGGAAUAUCCGCGACGCAAUGGAGCACACAAAAUACGUAUAACAAUCUUGUGUGCGAGAAAUUUGGUUCGAAAAGACUUAUUUCGCCUCCCUGACCCUUUCGCAAAGGUUCAAGUUGAUGGUACUGGACAGGUUUACUCAACGGAUAUCAGUAAAUCGACAUUAGAUCCAAAAUGGAAUGCCCAUUACGACUUGUUUUUGGGUCGCAACGAUUCCAUAACAAUAACGGUAUGGAAUCAACGAAAGAUUCACAAAAGCAGCGGAUUUCUCGGAUGUGUGCGCAUACCAUCGGAAACGAUACAACGUUUAAAAGGAGCUGGAUUCCAACGUUUGGAUUUGGGCAAAUUUUCAACGGAUGACGAUGAAAUGGUACGCGGCCAGAUAAUUAUAGCGUUUCUCUCAAAGGAUGGGCCAUGCAGCGGCAAUCCCUUGGCCAUUGUCGGCCCAGGCGGUGAUGUUCGUGGACCAUCAGAGGAUGACUCGUCCGAGGAUAGUCUGCCUGAGGGUUGGGAAGAGCGUCGCACCGGUAAUGGGCGUGUCUACUAUGUUAAUCACACCACUAAAACGACCCAGUGGGAUAGGCCGAGCAAACAUACAGCAACACAGCAGCAUCAAACGCCCCACCAUCGUACUGCGGCACAAAAUGGCACGGGGGGAACGGCAUCGGCCCAUCAUCCGGUUGGUCCCACCCGUUCCACGACAUGCACCAACUUAUUGAAUGGCCACAAUAAUCGCAGCGCUCGGGAGAACGAUGAACGACGACAUUCAACUGAAAUAUUGUCCAUGCCAUCGGUGGGAAAUGUGGGAGGCAAAGAAAACUGUAGUCCCACCAGGGUAGAGAAUACUCCAGAAGCCACGCCACAAUCUGUGUCAUCAAUUGCGACGCCCGGCAACAAGAAGAGUAGUCGACAACAUCAAACAACAACACCUUCACCACCCAUGGGCGGCGGCAGCAGCAGCACAAACAAUAGCAGCGACCACAACACUAGCGCACAUUUAAGUUCUAAUUCGGGGCCACAGACACCACGACACAAUCAUGCCGUUUCUCGAGACGACACGAGCCAACAGGCCAAAACACCAAAGCAUGGAGCUCCAGCUCCCACAUUACUGUCCAAUGGUCACAACAAUGUGGAGUCUGCGAACACAACAACGCCUCAACGGGGGGUGGUGCAAAACCAAAUACAAACAGCCCAGAAUCUAACCAAUGGCAACUCAUCUUCUUGCAACGGUGUGGUGAUGGCCCAAUCGGCCCAGCCUCAAUCUUCUUCUCACCACGCCACACCACCCAAUUGGAAUGCCAAUGAGGGCGAUAAUCUGAAUGUCACUCCCCGACAAAGUCCCAUAACGAAUGGCAAUGGCAACAAGAGCGCCAGCAAUGGCAGUGGAGGCAACGGCUGCAAUGUACAAAGUCCCAAUGCCAAUACAUCGUCGUCAUCAUCAGCUAAUCCAAACACAAGUAUUAGUGUUGCAACACCUCCAAAUGCAUCCACAAAUCACAUAAACAACACCCGGGAGAGGGGUGAAACGCCCCGAGGAAGUGGUGGCAGCCAAUGCACUCCCACAUCAUCUGCCUCGGCUGUUCCCAAUGCCAGUUCGCAACGUUCACAACGGAGGUCAUCGCGAAAUGUGGACGACUCCGCCCGUCGACGCGGUUCGAGAAGCUCACGCUCGAACAACAGCAGCAGCAGCAGUGCUAUGCGUCAUCCCGGAAUUGCUGCAGCCAGCUCGCAACAGAGCGGGAGGCCAUUUAUGGAUUUGCCCCCCGGCUAUGAAAUGCGCAUCACCCAACAGGGUCAGGUGUAUUUCUAUCACAUACCCACUGCCAUUUCCACGUGGCAUGAUCCUCGUAUUCCUCGAGAUUUCCACACGGAUAAUUUGACCCUGGAUGCUAUCGGCCCCCUGCCAAGUGGCUGGGAGCAGAGAAAGACUGCAUCGGGUCGUGUGUAUUUUGUAGAUCAUAAUAAUCGCACCACACAAUUCACGGAUCCGCGUUUGAAUGGCAACAUUCUACAGUUGAUACGAAGAGGGGUGGUAGCGCCCGGCAACGCCUCCAGUACAUCGGCCAACAGCAACAAUUCAGGGAAUAUAGCUUCACCCGCCGCCGCCAAUUCGAGUGCUGGUUCUGGCAAUGGCAGUAUUAUUCAACAUUUAUCGCCGGCUGCAUCACAUCCUCUGGCCGGAAGUGCGACGAGCGGCGUUGCCAGUAGUGCCGUGACGACGGCAAAUGGUGCUCCCCACAUCCGUAUACCCGAGGGCCGUGCUGUGCCGGCAGAUCUGCCACAGGGCCUGCUGGAAGGUGCCGAUCUGCUGCCCAAAUACCGACGAGACUUGGUUGGAAAGCUACGCGCCUUGCGCACAGAGCUGCAGGCACUGCAGCCUCAAUCGGGUCACUGCCGUUUGGAAGUAUCUCGCAGCGAGAUAUUCGAAGAGAGUUACAGACUGAUCAUGAAAAUGCGUCCCAAGGAUAUGCGCAAACGAUUGAUGGUGAAGUUCAAGGGCGAGGAAGGCCUCGACUAUGGCGGUGUGGCGCGUGAAUGGCUUCACCUAUUGUCACGCGAAAUGCUCAAUCCCCAAUACGGUCUGUUCCAAUACAGUCGCGAUGACCACUACACAUUGCAAAUAAAUCCCGACUCGGGCGUCAAUCCCGAUCAUUUAUCCUAUUUUCAUUUUGUUGGCCGUAUUUUGGGCAUAGCUGUAUUCCAUGGCCAUUGCUUGGACGGUGGCUUCACCACGCCCUUCUACAAGCAACUGCUUAAUAAACCAAUAACACUUAGUGAUAUUGAGGGAGUCGAUCCGGAACUGCAUCGUAGUUUGACCUGGAUGUUGGAAAAUAACAUUACCAAUGUCAUCGAGUCGACAUUCAGCGUGGAAAAUAACAGCUUUGGUGCCUUGGUGGUACACGAACUCAAACCCUCUGGAGCCUCGAUACCAGUUACCGAAGACAACAAACGGGAAUAUGUUAAGCUGUAUGUAAAUUAUAGAUUUAUGCGCGGUAUAGAACAGCAAUUUUUAGCAUUACAAAAAGGCUUUUGUGAAUUGAUACCCAAUCAUUUAUUGCGUCCAUUUGAUGAACGAGAACUGGAAUUGGUUAUUGGUGGCAUUUCAAGCAUAGAUGUUAACGAUUGGCGCAACAAUACCCGACUGAAACAUUGUACCCCGGAAACACCACAAGUUGUUUGGUUCUGGCAGGCGGUGGAAUCGUAUAGCUCGGAAAUGCGUGCAAGGCUCUUACAAUUUGUAACGGGCUCUUCCAGGGUUCCCCUACAAGGAUUCCGGGCCCUGCAGGGAUCAACAGGGGCUGUGGGUCCCAGGCUAUUCACAAUACAUCUGACCUCAGAUGUACCCACACAAAACCUGCCCAAGGCUCACACAUGUUUCAAUCGCAUCGACUUGCCCCCCUACGAAAACUAUCAAUUGUUGUACGAUAAACUCACCCAAGCCGUGGAGGAGACCUGUGGAUUUGCUGUGGAAUAAUUUUGUGUUUAUCUAUUUUUUUUUGUGUAUUUUUUGUUUUUCUAAUUCUAAUUCUAAGUAUGUGAUGAUGAUGAGGAUAAAGAUGAUGAAGAAGGUGAGGAAGAUGAAAUCCAACGACGAACAAAAAUAGAGAACCCCCAGAGGAUAUUGCAAAUAAGACAAGAUGAAUUGAUUUUUAACAUAAACAAAAUGUGGAUUGGCAAUGCAAAGAGCCAAUGCUGUAGCCAAGCAACAAUAGAAAAAGCAAAGAAAAAAAAACAACAACAAAAAAGAAAAAACAAUAACAAAUUAAACAAAUUCUCCAAGAAGCAUACAUACAUCUAUUCAUUUGUAUGUUGUAUAUAGGUAAUAAAUAAAUUCUUUUUGACAUAUUAAGAAUGAUAUUUGCAACUACUUAGAUUCUUUAUUCGCAUAUUCGGAACACACACACACACAAUAAACAGAAGACGACGAGGAUGAUCAAAAGUAGAAAGGACGGACG
Molecule: messenger RNA, 4761 nt
Organism: Musca domestica (house fly)
Lineage: Eukaryota; Metazoa; Arthropoda; Insecta; Diptera; Muscidae
Product: E3 ubiquitin-protein ligase Smurf1
Exons: 8
Coding region: 798-4280 (1160 amino acids)
Biological process (GO): ubiquitin-dependent protein catabolic process; negative regulation of BMP signaling pathway
Molecular function (GO): ubiquitin-protein transferase activity; protein binding
Source: RefSeq, a predicted model, not a curated record